Molecule: messenger RNA, 465 nt
Organism: Haemonchus placei
Lineage: Eukaryota; Metazoa; Nematoda; Chromadorea; Rhabditida; Trichostrongylidae
Source: the annotation of a GenBank genome assembly
AUGGCUGAUACAGAGUUCUAUCGCAAAUAUGGAUCAGAGUAUCUUCGAAGGAUCCAGGAGAAGCAGGAAGGGCCGAAACCAGAUUUGGAAGCUGAACGUCAGGCCUAUACAUUGUUCUAUCGAAAGAAGGUGAAGAAAGGAAACGAGAGCGGUACUCGAUUCCAUGUCGAACAAAUUCCGGAACGUUUCACAGAGUUGCGUGGAUUUGUCUCGCCACUGGGAUCGGAGUGUGGACCGCUCGAUGCCGAGCAAACUCGCUCUCAAAAAUAUUACGAGAACAUCAUAAAUGGUGACAUAGAUGAAGAAGAGCUUCAAGAGGUGAAGGAAUGGGAAGAAAAUUCUCGUAGGGAGUUCGAGGAAGCACGAUCUCGUUCGAAACACGAUAUCCCGGAACAGCAUCUAUGGACAACGGAACCGCUGAGUAGCGACAUCAGAUCAUUUGAUCAAAAGGACGAUGGUGCUUGA